CGGACUAAAAUCCCCUUGGUACUGUCACGAGCUCCCUUCUUGGCAUAAACUACAGUACUUUGGUCCUUGAUAAGAUGCACCAGGAUAGAACGCCUCCUUGAGAUGAUUUUUCAAAGAUUUCAAGCCCAUUCUUGACCAGAGUGUUGGAUACGGUGUGGUUGUUGGAAUCGGGUUUUUCUUCGCCCUCCUUAUGUUAUGCUUGACCGCGGUGCAAUCUAACUUCUCUCGAUAUACCCCAAGUUCAUCUGAAGAGUUCACGAGUGCUUCCCGCAGUGUCAAACCAGGGUUAGUGUGCUGCGGCAGUGUCAGCGCCUGGACAUGGAGUGCGACUCUCCUUCAGUCUAGCACUGCAGCUUAUACAUUUGGUGUCAGCGGCCCUUGGUGGUACGGUGCGGGCGGUUCUAUCCAAGUGGCGAUGUUUGGAAUGGUGGCUGCCAAAGUCAAGAUGAACGCGAACGGCGCUCACACAUUCUUGGAGAUUGUCAAAGUUCGCUUCGGUACCGCAGCCCAUAUCGUGUUUACCAUAUAUGCGUUCAUCUGCGUUCUUGUUGUAUGCGGAUCUCUCUUAGUGGGAGGCGCCGCCACUGUGAACGCCCUCACCGGCAUGAACAUACUUGCUGCGUAUUUUCUGUUGCCGAUUGGCAUCGCGGUUUAUGUCGUAUUCGGUGGACUGCGUGCCACCUUUAUUUGUGAUUGGACGCAUACCGUCAUUCUAUUCGCCAUCAUUUACACUUUCAUCUUCCGUGCAUACGGGACAUCACCGGAGAUUGGUAGCUUAACUCGAAUGUAUGAGUUGCUCACACAAGCUGCAAUUGAUGUGCCUGUCCCCGGUAAUGCAAAUGGAAGUUAUAUGACCAUGAAGUCGAAUCAGGGUCUUGUCUUCGGAGCGUCAGCAUUGCUUUCAGGAUUUGCCGGCGUGUUUUGUGAUCAGGGAUACUGGCAAAGGGCGAUUGCAAGUCACCCCAAAGGAACCACUAAAGCUUAUGUAUUUACAUCCCUUCAUCCGCCGAAUGAUGCAACGCUUACUACAAUGUCACAGAUGCUUGGUGGUCUCUCUUGGUUUGCCGUGCCUUGGGCUUUCGGAUCUUGCCUCGGUCUGAGUGCCCGAGCGCUUCAAAGCAGUCCUUUGUUCCCGACAUACCCGUCCCCCCUGUCACCGCAACAGACAAGUGCAGGACUCGCCGCACCAGCUGCGGCUGCGGUGCUAAUGGGAAAGGGCGGAGCUGUGGCGCUGUUGUUAGUGGUUUUCAUGGCCGUAACGUCUGCUGCUAGCGCUGAGCUCAUCGCGGUAUCGAGUAUUGUGUCGUAUGACAUCUAUCGUACCUAUUGGCAUCCACAGGCGACGGGUGCAGAGAUUGUUCGUGUUUCACACUACGUGAUUUGUGCAUGGGCGAUAUGGAUGGGGUGCUGGGCGACUAUACUCAAUCAAGCGAACAUCGACCUGGGUUGGACUGAAUUGGGUUACCCCAGUUGUACUAUGGGAAUAGUGCUUAGUCCCGCAGUCAUCCCUAUCAUCCUCACGGUAUGGUGGUCUAAACUCACGCGCACUGGGCUUUUGUGCGGCUCCAUUAUCGGGGCUAUUCUCGGGAUGCUUGCAUGGAUGAUCGGCUGCUGGAAGAUCAAUGGAGAGCAUUUUCGGCUAUCCCAUAUUACAGGCGCCAUCACUAUAGCUAACCUCGCAUUGCCAAUAUCCGCUGUAUGCAGUGGUCUUACUGGUUUUAUGUUCUCGGGGCUCAUUACUGUCUUCGUGUCUCUGUUGAAACCUGAUAAUUACGAUUUCGAAGGGACCCGGGCUAUUGCAUUGCUGGACAAAUCGGAAAAUAACGACCCCAAUUUGGAUGUGGCAUCUGCCGAGAAACGCGAAAAAUUGCCGUCAGAUUUCGAGGUGGGGCCUACGGAUCCAGUUGCCCAAGAGGACCCCCUCUGCUAUGACACCCUGCAAGGGGUGUUCAGGCGAGCGACAUGGUAUUCAUCAGCAAUGUCUGUCAUUGUCAUUCUUAUUGUCCCGUUGACCAUGUUUUUCACGAACUACGUAUUCAGCGAGCGGUUUUACGCAUUUUGGGUGACAUGCUCCAUCGUAUGGGUUUUCAUGGGCGGGGCCUUCAGCGUUAUUCUUCCCUUGCUGGAGUCGCGGAAGGAGAUGGUUGCGAUCUUGAAGAGACUUGGAAAGCUUGUGUCUACGAAAUUGUACAUAAAAUCGUGA
Molecule: messenger RNA, 2203 nt
Organism: Suillus subaureus
Lineage: Eukaryota; Fungi; Basidiomycota; Agaricomycetes; Boletales; Suillaceae
Product: putative urea transporter
Exons: 26
Coding region: 191-2203 (670 amino acids)
Biological process (GO): urea transmembrane transport
Cellular component (GO): plasma membrane
Molecular function (GO): urea transmembrane transporter activity
Source: RefSeq, a predicted model, not a curated record